AGAGAGAGAGAGAGAGAGAGAGAGAUGAAAGUUUGUGUGGAGAGCUGAGUAUCGAAAAACAAGUCUGGAGCGGAGCUAGCGGUAAUCAUUACACUACAACAAAACAACUCGUCAAGUCUAACAGUAACUAAAACAGCUCUGCGUGCAGCGGCGGUGCAAUCUGUUUAGCACCGUUGACUACCUUGUUUUUUUUUUUGGCAGUGCGAUUAGCUGCUACUCCGACUCGGUCUGUGUUGCUAAUAGCACAGCAUUAAAUAAAAUGCACACCCCUGCUCCGCUCCGUGAGGUGUGGAUUUUCUGAAGCGAAUUGAGGAUUUGAUGCCCUCGUUCAUUCGGCAUGGGCCGACCAUUCCAAGACGGGCCGACGUCUGUCUGCCGGACUCUGCACCCGCGGGUUACUCCGCGGCAGCGGUGCCGGCAGUGGUGCCCGGUAGCGAGGCCGUCGUUUCCCGGAACCAGAGUUUCCUGCGGCCGCCAGUGCAGCGGCAGCCCCGUGAGAUUGCGCGGCGGGAGAGCAACCGCCUCUCUGCGCCCGCCUACAUUUCACGCAGCCUGGCUGACAUUCCCCGGGAGUAUGGCAGCUCACAGCCCUUCCUGCCCGAGGUGAACCCCAUGGCAGAGAACGGAGACGCUAGCAGCAGCGGCGGCCGCUAUUACUACCCCCCGGACCCGUACUACGAGGGCCAGCGGCGGCGGAACGUACCCGACCGCGUGCACGAGGACUAUCACUACUACGAGCACAGUAACGAUCACUUCCAAAGGGGGCCGGCGCAAGGAAGGCAUCCUAAUGCCAUUGGAAGAAUCCAGGCAAAGUCUCUGGGGAACCUGACCAGUCCAGGCGGAGAUGACCUGCCUCUGCCCCCUGGCUGGACGAUGGACUGGACGAUCCGCGGCAGGAAGUACUACAUCGACCACAACACCAACACCACCCACUGGAGCCACCCGCUGGAGAGGGAGGGCCUGCCGCCGGGCUGGGAGAAGGUGGAGUCUGCAGAGUUCGGGGUCUACUACGUGGACCACAUCAACAAGAGGGCACAGUACAGGCACCCCUGUGCACCAAGUGUCCCUCGCUAUGACCAGCCUCCCCCUCUCCCCCCUCCUGUCACUUACCAGCCACGGCAGGCAGACCGCAAUCAGCCUGUACUGGUGCCGGCAAACCCCUACCACACCGCGGAGAUCCCAGACUGGCUGCAGGUCUAUGCCAGAGCGCCGCUCAAGUACGAUCACAUCCUGAAGUGGGAGCUGUUCCAGCUGGUGGAUCUGGACACGUACCAGGGCAUGCUGAAGCUGCUGUUCAUGAAGGAGCUGGAGCGCAUCGUCAAGUCCUACGAGGCCUACAGGCAGGCCCUGCUCAGCGAGCUGGAGACGCGCAAGCAGAGGCAGCAGUGGUACGCCCAGCAGCACAGCAAGAACUUCACAGGAAACAUGUGAGAGGAGGAGGAGGAGGAGGAGGACAUGGGCUUAAUCUCCCACUUCCACAGGUUCUUGGACUCAGGUGUUUCCACCUACACUUACCAGUGCGCUUUUAAAUAACUUGCCGUCCGUUUGUUUGGUUUCAGAUCUGUAACGAGGUUUGGGGUGAGGAGGGGUCCAGAUAGAUUGAGUUAGUGCCCCCCCCCCCACCCCACUGCACAUUCGAGGUAAUGUCGCUCUGAGAACUGAAGUGACCAAACACGGAGGAAGAAAGAGGGCAUCUUAUAAUCAUUUAUUUAUUGGCUGCAGGGUUGUAGACAAAUAAUAAUAAUACGAAUAAUACGCUGCAGCUUUGUCUUCGGGAGGCUGAGUUUUUUUUAAAUCUCUGUUAAGUGAUGGGCUGUGCGACUGUAUUAAUAAUGAAUAAGCUAGAGCAGGACGAGAACGCAUUUGUGUCUGCCCUAAAGGAGUGAUUCUUACUCUGGACACCUGGACUGUCUGUUUCUAUCUAUUUUAUGCCGCAGUGUUUUGUUUGCUUGCCUGUAGAUCACCUGUUUUAAUUAAGCAGCCUCCAUUGCUUGUUUUCAGUUGAACACUAAUGUUUGCCGAUUCUUGUUUGUGACGUGGGUCCUUGCGCUGCAGUGGGAAUAACUUCAUGAUGUUGCUUAGCAGCGAGCCAUUCCCAGGAGCUUAGUGAACCACUUUCUCAAAGCUCAGGUAGCCCCAAGGCUACAUUUGUAAGUAAAAAAAAAAAAAAAAAAAAAAAA
Messenger RNA from Acipenser ruthenus (sterlet), 2180 nucleotides. RefSeq names its product protein salvador homolog 1-like. Gene Ontology annotation, molecular function: molecular adaptor activity; protein binding. NCBI's taxonomy places the organism in Eukaryota, Metazoa, Chordata, Actinopteri, Acipenseriformes, Acipenseridae. The transcript is spliced from 5 exons. Gene Ontology annotation, biological process: apoptotic process; regulation of cell population proliferation; hippo signaling. The coding region runs from base 319 to 1431 and encodes 370 amino acids. The record is from RefSeq and is a predicted model, not a curated record.